AUGUCUUCCUGGUUUUCGCAACUUUCAAGUACUGUUUCAAAUGUAACUGGCUUUGGUUCGGCAGUGGAUGGUCUACGAACCGUAGCAGAUACAAUUAAAGAUGGUGAAGCUUUUACUCCUCUUAAUGAACAUGAUCUUGAAUGGACUUUAGCGUCAGGUUCAUCUACUGAAAAUCAAGUUUUUUAUAUAACUACAAGACAGUUUAUGGAAUCCUACUAUUUCUUUACUUGCCGCUUUUAUGAUCCACCCACGAAUACCAGUAUUUUUAAAAAUAUUAAUAUGAGCAGCAAAUUUGAACUUUCAUCCAACAAACGCUCUGGUAAGACUUACUUGGGCAAGGAUGCAGGCUUUGUCUCACACAAAUUUUGGCCUCGUGCGCAUGCACAGGGGACCUUCAUCAUUAACCAAACCAUUUAUGAAUUGGAAGGUGAUGGUAUGUUCGUUCAUGCAAUCCAGGGUAUGCAACCCCAAUUGAUUGCUUCCACCUGGAACUUUGCCAACUUUCAUUCUGAUCAGGCAUCUCUAGGUAUGAUGCAAUUUCAGACUACAAAGCAAUAUGGAUCCGUUCAUGUCAACCAGGCUCGUUGGUAUUGGAUAACAAGCUCAUCAUGGUCUCUGAAAAACGAUCGAAAAGUAAAGAAGAUGUGGUCAAUAGAGAUGGUCGUGGAGGUCAAGAAUUUGAUCGAUAAAAUUGAUAUCUUGGCUGAAAUUCCAUAUGUCAUUCGCAAGCUAGUACAAACGUUUUUUAGUGCCAUAUAUUUAUCAGUGGCUUGAUAAGGCAACAGCUUAAUAUCAAGAUUGGUGAUAAAGUAAUUAAUACAGAAGGAUAUUGCUUCCAAGAACUAGUCUUUGUUUCUAAUUUUUAGACUUUAUCGUAUUUGCCAUCUAAUUUGUAUCCUUUAAAUUAAAUUUGCCGUCCCUUUUUAUUUUUAAACCUCAAAAAUUAAAGUCAUUGACAAAUACUUUAUGGUAAAUGCCAAGCGUAAGCCGUUAUUUAUUGCAAUACCAAAACGAUAGGAAAAAGCUGGAAUUUCUGUUAAUUGAAACAAAAAAAUAUUAUAUAAUAAUAAUAAUAACUGAGCAUAAAGGAAAGA
Molecule: messenger RNA, 1094 nt
Organism: Cokeromyces recurvatus
Lineage: Eukaryota; Fungi; Mucoromycota; Mucoromycetes; Mucorales; Mucoraceae
Product: Svf1-like-domain-containing protein
Exons: 6
Coding region: 1-774 (257 amino acids)
Biological process (GO): response to oxidative stress
Cellular component (GO): cytoplasm
Source: RefSeq, a predicted model, not a curated record